Botrytis fragariae is the source of this 1494-nucleotide messenger RNA. RefSeq lists its product as uncharacterized. Bases 1 to 1494 code for a protein of 497 amino acids. The record is from RefSeq and is a predicted model, not a curated record. Lineage: Eukaryota; Fungi; Ascomycota; Leotiomycetes; Helotiales; Sclerotiniaceae. The transcript has 2 exons.
AUGGUCCAUCAACUAAGUACGUGGGAACUUUCUCUUCAUCGUGCAAAGCAACAAUUUCGUGACCAUCAACACGAAUUUCAAUAUAACGAUGGGAGGAUUAGAAUUUCCAGCAAGCUGCCAAAUUCGAUGCAAACCGACUCCGAAAUGAGAACCACCACGAAUUCUGAUUAUAAGCAGAACAUUUGCUAUAAUAGCAAGUCCCCCUUCGAUUCAUGGUUUGAGUCUAUUACUGAGGCGGUCGAUCCCCACGAAAAACAUACUCCAUGCGUUCCAUCAAACUUAGGUAUGCAAGUAUUUGACUAUGCACAAAAGCCUGACAGCUUUUCAUCCAAAGUGAGUUCAGCAUUCAAUGCCAAAGAUCCAUUCACCGCAACAUCUGGUAGAGUUUUCAAUGAAAACUAUGGAGGUACCAUGAUCCAAUACCUCGCAAAGACCACUGAGAGGCAGAUCGGAUUCAACAAGUCCUUAGCUGAUAACCACUACACUCGAUCCCCUUCAAUGUCCUCGGGUCCAAGUUUAUCAUCUUUGUUUGCAUCGGCUACAUCGACUACAUCGACUACAUCGACUGACAUUACGACGCCAGUGCUUGACGGAAACCAUUUUCAAAUACCCAGCUGGGAUAAAGCUAUGCAACCCAUGCCACUUAUUGACACCUCAAAUGGUCUUCAUAGAUACGAAUCAUUGGCCAAGACACCCCAAGACGUCCUGGUGCUAAAUAAGUAUCCAGUGCACCAAGAUGUGAAUGAAAAGGCAUCCGAGUUCAUUCCGUCAGCAAUCCUCAAGGGCGAAAGCCGUCCGACCAAUCCCGAAAUGAUUCGUAAAGCUGCGGAAGUUGGUCUUCCUUCCAAUCCGAAUUAUAAAGGCGAAUUCACCAACUUCAAUCUCCGCAAUGCGAUGUGUCUCGACCACGAGAAUUGUUCUGUGAGAAUCCAUAAAAUUCCUCCAGAAGCUAAUCAUUCCGAGAUCUUCGCUUUGAUUACCCAUGGCAAGGUUUUCUCAUUCAACUACACCCCUCCCGUCAAAGGGCUUUUUACUCACGCCGCUGCCGAUCUUGUCUUCCUCACACGAGAGGCAGCACAAGACUUCUUUCAUGACGCUAAGCUCGGCCGUGGACUUUAUAUUCGCGGGGAGAGGCUCAUGGUCAUGUGGAAUAGGAUUAAAGUGAUGCCAGCGGAAGGUCGAUAUGAGAGAAUGUCAAGAGUGGUCAGAAUUAAAGGUCCAGCCACAGAAUUGUCGGCAAAAAUUGUCGAAGAAUUCUUCCGGGGCAGAUUUGAGUUUGAUCUCGUCACGAACAAGGAAUGGAUCCAGAGAGACGGGUGGAGAAUUGUCGAACUAGCUUUUUCGUCUAUCCGUAGUCAAAGUGAGUCAGCAGUGAAAAGUUUCAACAUUUACGUCGAACAGAGAAUGCCGAAUGCUGGAUAUCGUAUCUGGUAUGCUCCUGAUCCAUGCUUCAAGCUUGAUCGCAUAGGAAAUUUUCGAUUAUCCGGAAAUUAA